Apodemus sylvaticus (European woodmouse) is the source of this 996-nucleotide messenger RNA. RefSeq names its product class I histocompatibility antigen, Gogo-A*0501 alpha chain-like. Lineage: Eukaryota; Metazoa; Chordata; Mammalia; Rodentia; Muridae. Gene Ontology annotation, molecular function: signaling receptor binding; peptide antigen binding. The record is from RefSeq and is a predicted model, not a curated record. Gene Ontology annotation, cellular component: external side of plasma membrane. The transcript has 5 exons. Gene Ontology annotation, biological process: immune response; positive regulation of T cell mediated cytotoxicity; antigen processing and presentation of endogenous peptide antigen via MHC class I via ER pathway, TAP-independent. Bases 1 to 996 code for a protein of 331 amino acids.
AUGAGGAACCCUGGACCCUGCAUCCUCCCCCUCCUCUUGUGGGUGGCCAUAGACCUGACCCAGUAUUGUGCAGGCUCACACUGGCUGCAGACUUUCAACAUUGUGAUUACGGAACCUGGCAUGUCGGAACCCCAGUUCAUCCAGGUCGGCUAUGUAGACUCCAUACAGUUUCAGGGAUUCGACAGCAAAGCAGUGUCGGCAAGGAUGCAACCUCGGGCUGCUUGGAUGGAGCAGGAGCCACCUGAAUAUUGGGAGAAGCAGACAGCACAAAUCUUGAGCUUGUCACGGACAGGAGAAAGAGUGCUUAAAUUCAUAGUAACAGAAAAUGGACUCAGGAAGAAAGAUUAUCACACCCUGCAGGAAGUGUUUGGCUGCAAUGUGGCGAAUGAUGGGAGCUUCCUUGGCGGUCAAUACCGGCUCGCAUACCAUGGCUAUGAUUACAUCAUCCUGAAUGAGGACCUGAACUCUUGGACUGCAAAGGGCAAGGCAGCUGAAAAACUUAAGACAGACUGGGAGAAUGGAGACCUGGCAGAAAGCUGGAGGACUUACCUGCUAGGGGAGUGCGUAGAAAGGCUUUUUAGAUGCCUGGACCUUGGAAGGAAGACUUUGCUGCACUCUGAUGCCCCCAAAACACAUGUGACCCACCAAGUAAGACCUGAAGGGAAUGUCACCCUGAGGUGCUGGGCCCUAGGCUUCUAUCCAGCUGACAUUACCCUGACCUGGCAGAGGGAUGGGAACAACCACACCGAGGACAUGGAGCUGCCAGACACCAGGCCGGCAGGGGAUGGAACCUUCCAGAAGUGGGCAGCUGUGGUGGUGCCUUCUGGAGAAGAACUGAGAUACACGUGUCAUGUGCACCAUGUAGGGUUACCUGAGCCUCUCACUCUGAAAUGGGAACCUCCACAAACCAUCCCCAUCAUGGGAAUUCUCAUCGGCCUGGUUCUUGGAACUUUGUUGGUGGGAACUGUGGUGAUUUUUCUGGUGUGGAAGAAAUAA